UUUAGCCGCAACGCCCCCACAAAUACCAUAUCACCAAUCACCUCUCAACAGCUUUGACCCGUCUGUGUCUGUCUCUGUCAACCAUUUUAUCUCUCUCAGUCUUCAACUCAGCCUUGUUCCAUAGAUCGCCGUCUUGCAAAUCAGUACAAAGCGCUGACAUAUUUGGAUUCGCUUCCUGAACGUUCUAACCUCUCCUUUUGCUUUAGCCAUGAAGAUACAGGAAAAAAAGAAAAAGAAAGCCCAAGUCGCUCCCACUUGUACCACUUUCAUUUCUGGAGAAUCACUCUGACUUCUCCUCUAGUUUUUAUCAACUGGGUAUUGGGUAUUGGGUAUUGUUUCCUUUUCAUGGGUUCGUGGGUUUCGGUAUCUUCUCGUGUUCCAUGGUUGGGAGUUCUAAAUAUCACUCUGUGAGCUUAAAGUUUUCAAAUUUAUCACGUACUUCUAUUUUAUUAUCUAAAAUUUGAUCUUGGUUUUGCUUACCUUGUCUUCCGAUUGAAUCUUUUUUAUGCUUCUGGAUCUGAAAUGGAGGUCUAGGGUUUAUCUUUGAGAAACUAAGAUCUACUGUUUUCCAAAGUUUCUCGAAUUUUCCUUGGGUUUCGGAAAGUUGGGUCCUUUCUAGAUUCCUCACCUUAUGUUUGUGUGAAAAGCGCACUCAGAUUCCUCUAAAAUGAUUCUCAAUUAGUGCCUCUUUGGCCUUAAAACAUCCAGUACUUCCCUGCAUUUCCUAUCUGGGUUUUGUCUCUCUUUGAACUCUCACAGAGAGAGAGAGAGAGAGAGAGAGACGAAGACUCAUUGCCUAAUUGUCUUUUGGCACGAUUGGUAUAGUGAUUGAAUUGUACAGUUUGACCAUCUAGAACUAUGAAUCGGGGAACUGAAAUUCUGUAUCCGACCUCCUAUGCACAGAAUUCUAACUGGUUUUUUCAGGAAAGCAAGGGAACCAAAUGGACACCUGAAGAGAAUAAGAAGUUUGAGAAAGCUCUUGCUUUUUACGCCAAUGAAACCCCAGAUCGAUGGUUCAAUAUUGCAGCCGCGAUCCCGGGAAAGACUGUAGGCGAUGUGAUCAAACAGUACAGGGAAUUGGAAGAAGAUAUCAGUGACAUAGAGGCAGGGCUGAUUCCAAUUCCUGCUUAUGGUAGUGAUUCUUUCACAUUGGAGUGGGCGAACAAUCAAGGGUUUGGUCAUUUGAAAAAAAUAUAUGAUGUUGGUGGAAAGAGGGGCACAUCGGCCCGGCCUCCUGAUCAGGAAAGGAAGAAAGGUGUACCAUGGACGGAAGAAGAGCACAGGCUAUUUCUGAUGGGUCUUAAGAAGCAUGGUAAAGGUGACUGGAGAAAUAUCUCUCGUAAUUUUGUGACCACUAGGACCCCUACUCAGGUGGCUAGUCAUGCUCAGAAGUACUUUAUCAGGCUGGCUGCCGGAGGGAAAGAUAAGAGGAGAUCUAGCAUCCAUGAUAUCACCACUGUCAACGUUCAAGACACCAAACCUCCUUCACCAGACAGUAAAAGGCCUCCAUCACCAGGUCACUCUGCAAUAUUGCUUAUGCAGCAGCAGCAGCAGCCGAAGAUGGCUGGCAUGGAUAAACAGCAAUAUGUCUGGAAAUCGCCAAACGAGCCUCCGGCCGUGGUUUUCAACUCAGUAAGUGGGACCAUGUUGAUGGCACCAUUUUGUGGGAUUUCUUCCUAUGGACCUAAGCUUCAGGAACAAAAUCUGUUCACGGGCACCAUUUAUGGAUCUCAAUUUGGACACUGCAAUACAAUGUUUCAGAUGCAACAUCAGUGAAUAAGCCGAGAGAGAGAGGAAGUUUUAGAAUUCUGAAAGUACUCUAGAUCCAAAAAAACAGGGAGUUCUGAAGCGCUAUUAAAUUGCCAAACCUUAGUGAUGUUAGAUCAAAACCCAUCCUUGCUAUAUGAUAGGUGAAUAUGUGGAUGAGGAAUUUUAGUUAGUCUUUUGUAAUUAAUCUCUUCGAAGACAUUAGUCAGUUCAUGUAAUUGUACGUGUUUGUUCAAAUUUGAAGGGAAGUUUAUUUAUGGGAAGGUUAGUUAGCCUUCAUCACUCAUGCUGUUCUGGUUGUGCUGGGGAUUUGCCGGUAGUAAGAACUCAUUUUCUUCA
Alnus glutinosa is the source of this 2106-nucleotide messenger RNA. RefSeq names its product transcription factor DIVARICATA-like. The record is from RefSeq and is a predicted model, not a curated record. The coding region runs from base 859 to 1776 and encodes 305 amino acids. The transcript is spliced from 2 exons. Lineage: Eukaryota; Viridiplantae; Streptophyta; Magnoliopsida; Fagales; Betulaceae. Gene Ontology annotation, molecular function: DNA binding.